Molecule: messenger RNA, 3649 nt
Organism: Cylicocyclus nassatus
Lineage: Eukaryota; Metazoa; Nematoda; Chromadorea; Rhabditida; Strongylidae
Source: the annotation of a GenBank genome assembly
AACAGCUGCCGCUGACGCUCAAGCUUGUGAUGAGGCGGAGAUAUCGCGACUUGCCAGUAUGAGCUACAGCUGGAAGAAUUCGCGCCCCUCUAGCACGACAAGCUCAAGCAGAUUUGGCCGAGACACUGGACGGUCAUCAUUGAGUGGAGUGGGUAGCUCGACGCGUCCGUCUGCGAGCAGUAGAUAUGGUACCGACGACAGAAAGUCAAGCUACAGCACAACGAGUGACAGAAGGCCAAGCUACAGUACCCUGAAAGAUGAUAAGGGUUCCAGUUACUCAUCAAGACGAGACGACAAGCCGAGCUACAGUUCGACAAGUGAUAGAAGACCAAGCUAUAGUACACUCAAGGAUGAUAAAAGCUCUUCGAGCAGUGAUCGAAGGCCAAGUUACAGUUCGCUGAAUGAUAAAAGGCCAAGCUAUAGCUCGACAAAGGAUGACAGAAGGCCGAGCUAUACUUCACUAAGUGACAGGCGACCAAGUUACGCUUCAGAUAAGAGUGAUUCCUCGAGAUCAAGUUACCUCGACCGUUCACCUUCGCGAUCCAGGUAUGGAAGAAGCGACGAUACUUCGAGCAAAUAUGGAUUGGACGAUAAGAAAGAAAAUGGUACCGAAAAGUCAGGGAGUUCGUAUCCUUCUUACAGAAGCAGAUACGGUUUGGGAGAUGAUGAUGAAAAGAAGAAGGAGAAAGAACGGCUUAACGGUUUAGAUAAAGAAGCAGAGAAAGAAGACGAAGAAGAAGAGGAUGAGGAAGAGGAGGAGGACGAGGAAGAGGAAGAGGAUGAAGAUGAGGAAGAGCUGUCUGCUGAAGAAGCCUCGAAUAAGGUGACCUCGCCCAAAAAGGUGCCUGAUGAGAAAGCACCAAAAGAUAAUAAAAGCGAUAUUGCAAAAAAUAUCCCUAAAGUGCUGAUCGCAGAGCCAUCAAUGGACGACGAAGAAGAGUUAGAGGCUGAACCACUUGAUGACGAAGAGGAACCUACAAAAAAGCACCCAAAACCUUCUUUCAAAGAUUCUAAAGAUUUGCCCGAAAAGUUGCCGAAAAAAGGCCCUAAAGAUCAACUAAAGAAAUCUCCUAUCAAAAUGGAACCAGUUGACGAAGAAGAGCUUGACGCAGAACCAAUCGAUGAUGACAAACCCUCCAAGAAAGCACCAAAACCUUCAUUCAAGGAUCCAAAGAAAACCCCAGAAAAGCCAGCAACGAAACCGAAAAAACCGAGUGACGAUGAAGAACUGGAUGUGGAGCCGCUUGAUGAUGAUGCUCCCUCCAAAAAGACACCAAAGCCUUCAUUCAAGGAUCCUAAGAAAGCUCCAGAAAAGCCAACGAAACCAAAAAAGCCUGCUGAUGAAAAAGAGCUCGAUGUGCAACCAUUGGACGAUGAAGUUCCUACCAAGAAGACCCCGAAACCCUCGUUUAAAGAUCCGAAAAAGGCACCGGAGAAACCGACAAAACCAAAGAAGCCAGCAGAAGAAGAAAUCGACGUUGAGCCACUUGACGAUAAACCUACCUCCAAAAAGCCGCCUAAACCCUCAUUCAAAGAUCCUAAAAAGGCUCCAGAAAAUUCAGCGAAACCAAAGAAACCGGCCGAUGAGGAAGAAUUGGAAGCUGAGCCCAUCAGCGAUGAACCGCCCAAGAAGUCUCCCAAACCUUCGUUCAAGGACCCGAAAAAACAGCCUGAAAAGCCAAAAGCAAGUAAAAAAGAACCAGGUGAUGAAGAGGAACUGGAUGCGGAACCAGUGGAUGAAGCUCCCAAGAAGAAAACUCCGAAACCCUCAUUUAAAGAACCGAAAAAAGUGCCAGAAAAACCGACGCCUCGAAAAGAGCCAGAUGAAGAAGAACUGGAAGCAGAGCCUCUAGACGAUGCACCCUCGAAGAACACGCCGAAACCUAAGUUUAAAGUUCCUGAGAAGCCUGUGAAAAAAGAUGACGCAGCACCGAAGGUUCCUGAAAAGGCGAAACCUGCUCCCAAGCCAGCAGAUGCAAAAAAGUAUCCCAAACUGAAAGAACCCGAUGAUGAACCAGAAGCAGGCGCUACUGUUCCACUACCAAAGAAGAAGCCAGCUGGAGAUACGGAGCUACCAGCAGAACCUACUGACGGUCCAUCCAAAAAGAAGCCCACGCCGUCAUUCAAAGAUCCUAAGAAAGAGCCUGAAAAGCCUACUGGAAAAAUGCCAGGAAAGACCAAACCGGCUCCAGACUCUGAACUGCCAGCGGAGCCUCUCGACGGCCCCACGAAGAAAAAGCCCAGUCCUUCUUUCAAAGACCCCAAGAAGGAGCCUGAGAAGCCUACUGGAAAGAGCCCAGCUUCCAAAGCACCAAUGGAUCCUAAAAAGUUCCCGAAACUGAAGGAACCUGAUGAUGAACCAGAAGCGGACGCAACUGUGCCUCUUCCGAAAAAGAAACCGAAUGAAGAUACCGAACUUCCAGCAGAACCUCUUGAUGGUCCCUCCAAAAAGAAGCCAACCCCGUCAUUUAAGGAUCCUAAAAAAGAGCCGGAAAAGCCUACGGCAAAAAAGACCAAACCAGUCCCAGACUCUGAACUUCCCGCGGACCCCCUUGACGAACCUAUCGAUGGUCCCACCAAAAAGAAACCCGCACCGUCAUUCAAAGACCCCAAAUCCCCUGGCAAAAAUGAGCCAUCCCCCAAGAGUAAACCAAAGAUUCCAAAACUAGUAGAACCAGAUGACGAGCCUGAAACAGAUGCAACCUUCCCACUGAAAAAGAAACCGGAUGACGAAGAUGAGCCUGAAGAUGAACCUGAAGAUGAGCCUGAAGAUGAGCCUACGAACAAGAAACCUACGAAAGCUCCAAAAAAGCGUAGACCAACUUCAAAGACUCCUAGGUAUCCUAAACUGAAAGAUCCUGAUGAUGAACCUGAAGUUGACGGAACCUUCCCACUUGGGAAGUCACCGAAUGAUGAUGAAGAGCCAGAGCCUAAUGAUGAAGACUCUCCUCCUAAACCAAAGAAAGCAAAGCCAAAGCGUAAGCCUGCUGUCGCCAAACCAAAAUGGACACCUGCGAUAAAACCUCCAGAGGAGCCCAUACCAAUGCCUCCAAAGGAGAAGACAAUCGCAGAGCGAAACAAGGAAGAAAAGAUAAAACCCACUGACAGAUAUGCGAGGAAACCUAAAUCACUAGAUGUCUAUAUACCUUUCGUCAUCCCCUGGGAACAAACACCAGCAAUCAUGACUCAGGAAGGUAUGGGUGCUUUCGGAACGGCGAGAAAUAUUGCAAUCGAUGUCGAUCACGGCGCCACGGAACUAAAACAGGGGGCCCUAAAAUCUGAAGAAGUUCUGCCGCUACUGAACGACGCUCGUAGCUGCGCCAACCGAUCAGGGAUGUUGCCUUUCGGAGUUAAAAGGAGCACGGUGAACGAUGUGAUUGAUAGUCAUACCUAUGCCAAUCAGGAAACCAGCAGCUCUGAAGGUAUUAUACCACUUCUUAGUCGUGGAGCCGUUAAACAUGGUAACUUUACAUUUGGCGAUCUGCGUAACCAGGUAGCCAACGUAAAAUAUACCGAUGCCAUGGAUCCGGGUAUGGAUAAGCAGUCUCAUGGCUUUGUAUCGCGACAGUUUGUGGCGAAUACAAAGGAAAGCUGUGGAACAAAUGUUAUGGAUAGGAGAAGAGGAGAGGGCAAUUUUGGAAAUUCCUGA